Molecule: messenger RNA, 1649 nt
Organism: Daucus carota subsp. sativus
Lineage: Eukaryota; Viridiplantae; Streptophyta; Magnoliopsida; Apiales; Apiaceae
Product: magnesium transporter MRS2-3
Exons: 6
Coding region: 117-1430 (437 amino acids)
Biological process (GO): magnesium ion transport
Molecular function (GO): magnesium ion transmembrane transporter activity
Source: RefSeq, a predicted model, not a curated record
UCUUAUAUACUCAUAAUUCUAUUUUAUUAACCUACUACUUGUCAUCUGGCAAAAAAAAUUAACCCUACUACUUGUUGUCAUAAUUCUUCGAAAACCCCACCCCCGGCGAAGAAGAAAUGGAUCCCAGCAGAAACCCCAGCAACUGUAGCAUACGCCCCUGGCUAGUGGUGGACUCAUCUGGACAAACCCAUGUCAUGGAAGCCGGAAAACAAGCUAUAAUGCGCCGCACUUGCUUACCUGCUCGUGAUCUUCGUCUUCUUGAUCCUCUGCUCUCUUACCCCUCUACCCUUUUGGGACGAGAACGUGCUAUCGUCGUCAAUUUGGAGCAUAUCAAGGCUAUUAUCACUGCCCAUCAACUCUUUUUGCUCAAUUCUAAUGACCCUUCUCUUCGCCUUUUUCUUCAGCAACUUGAGCGUCGUCUGUACCAGGCUCGGGAAGGUGGGGUCAAUGCUGAGAAUACUAACCGGACCAGUUUGCGUGAUUUAUUAGAAGUCUCAAGACAGAGGCCAGUUGGCGACGAGGAGAGGAAAACAGAUGGAAAACAAACUCCUGAAACUCAAGAUGGGUUGAAACUUCUACCUUUUGAGUUUAUAGCUUUGGAGGCCUGCCUCGAAGCUGCCUGUAGUUGCUUGGAUAAUGAAGCUAGCACUUUGGAGCAAGAAGCUCGUCCUGUCUUGGACAAGCUGACUUUAAAAAUCAGUACACUUAAUCUGGAACGUGUACGUCAAAUCAAAAGUCGAUUGGUUACAAUAUCUGGACGUGUUCAGAAGGUAAGGGAUGAACUAGAGCAAUUGCUAGAGGAUGACAAAGAUUUGGCUGAGAUGUGCCUGACAGACAAAUUGGUGCAUUGUCUUAAAAAUUCAAUAGUUUCCUCUAUAGAUGAGGAAGUCAGCGUGGAAGAUGAAGUUGCUGGGUCAGAUACUGUUGAUAGGAAUCCUGAUGAUGUCUAUGCUGAAGGUGAUCUUCAUAAUAUUGAAAAUCAACAGGAGCAUCUAUUUCGCCCAUCUGUUACGCUUGGCAGAGACAACCAUGGGAACCGUAACAGCACCCCUCAUACUGCUACAAGUAAGCAUCUUGGUGUGGAGGAGCUGGAAAUGCUUCUCGAAGCAUAUUUUGUGCAAAUUGAUGGAACACUGAAUAAACUAUCCACGCUGAGAGAGUAUGUGGAUGACACAGAAGACUACAUCAACAUCAUGUUGGAUGACAAACAAAAUCAUCUAUUGCAAAUGGGGGUCCUGAUAAGCACGGCAACUUUGGUGGUGAAUGCCUUUAUUGUUGUUGCUGGUGUUUUCGGAAUGAAUAUAGCCAUUGAACUGUUUGAUGGCUUAAAGCAGAAAGUGUUUCUCUUGACGAUUUUUGGCAGUACUGCUGGUACCAUUUUCUUAUAUGUGGCUGCAAUCAGCUGGUACAAGCACAAAAGGUUACUGUAGUAACUUUAAUAUCGUGCCUGAUGAAGAUUUGGAACUGCUCUUGCACUUUGUUGUUGCUAUGUACAUCAAUAAAAUCUACUAAAUCACGCUAAGCAAUUCUCUGCUGGUGUAAUUAUCUCAAUGGUACUUGGAUUAGUCUUACCUAAGUUUCGUAUUUCAAGCCUAUUGGGUCAAUUCAUUUUCCUUUGAAUAUUGAUAUAUUAAUACAAGAUUGGUAUC